Messenger RNA from Eleginops maclovinus (Patagonian blennie), 3180 nucleotides. RefSeq names its product TBK1 binding protein 1 (gene tbkbp1). The transcript has 10 exons. Lineage: Eukaryota; Metazoa; Chordata; Actinopteri; Perciformes; Eleginopidae. Gene Ontology annotation, cellular component: cytoplasm. The record is from RefSeq and is a predicted model, not a curated record. The coding region runs from base 172 to 2091 and encodes 639 amino acids. Gene Ontology annotation, biological process: canonical NF-kappaB signal transduction.
AGCAGCUACAGGAGGCGUGCUUGUCCCUUCACAGGAUCACAGCAGGAACACCGGAGCAGCGGCUAUAACCGAGCUUUGGACACCGGGAAACAGAGCCUUAUUUAGGGGGGCGCCUCCCAAACUCCUAAGCGAUGGCAUUUAUGGAUCGAUCAUCGGGAACGCGUUAAGGUGAUGCAGUCUCUGUUCGGUGGAGGGGAGAUGGGGCUGCUGGGAGGAGGCGGCGAUGCAGGAGGCCUGAAGGAGGACGGAUGCGGCAGCGUGGUGUGGCACUCCUCACCCCUGCCCCCCGACGACGUCUACUCCGCCUCCCAUUUCGCCCUUAUCACCGCCUAUCAGGACAUCAAGACCAGGCUGGUGUGCCUGGAGCGUGAGAACACCAGCAUCAAGAGGAAGCUCAAGAUCUAUGAGAUCAAGUUCCCUAUGAUCAAUGAGUUUGGGGAGGAUACCAACUCCUACUGCUCCUUUGAGAGCAAAGAGACGGCGCUGCUGCACUCCGAAAAUGGCAAUCUGCAGCAGAGAGUCAACGUCCUGACCCACGAGCUCCAGAAGAGGAAGGAGAGAGAGGAGCAGCUGGAGGAUGUGAUCCAGGCCUAUGAGAAGAUUCACAUGGAGAAGAGCAACCUCCAGAGGGAUCUCGACAAGAUGACCAGCCUGGUGGAGAAGCACGUGGAGCGUAUCCUGGGCCUGGAGUCUGCUCUGAGGCAGAGGGAGAACUCUCUGCAGAAACUCAACAUGCAGCUGCACAGCAAAGACAUGCAGUACCUGCAGCUGCACGCCGGCCCCGAAGCACACAUGCUGGACUGUCCUGCUUUGACCCUCCAGAGCUCCCGUAGCCUGGAUGCGCUGUCCGACCUGAAGCUGCAGCGGCUGGAGGCAGAGCUGGAGGGGGCACGGCACGAGGCCCAGGGGGCUUGUCAAAGGGAGGAGGAGCUGAAGGGGGAGUGUGAGAGGCUGAAGGAAGACAUGAGGAUGCUGCAGAACAGCCAGAGGGACAGGGAAAUGACUUCUCCGUGCAAGCAGUGUGAUGUGGAGUGGAUAAAGAAGGUGGGAGAUGAGCAGGUGAAUUUGGCUCUGGCCUACACCGAGCUGACGGAGGAGUUGGGACGCCUCCAGGCGCUGAGCUCCAAGCAGACGGAGAUCCUCAGGAAAGCGUCACAGGAGCAGGCUAGCCCAGUCCAGCGUCACUCUCCUAUCCACCACCAGCGCCACUCUCCAGUGUCUCAGCGCCACUCGCCCAUCUCUCAGCGCCACUCUCCAGUCCCUCCUCCGUCACACCACUCCCCCAUCCAACAGAGGCGCUCCCCUGUGCUGCAGCGCCUAUCCCCAGACAUGCACCGCCGCUCCCCACUACUGGACGUCAACGACGGACCGGCCUCUUACUCCUGCCGGCCCCCCAGCCAGCACCUGAGGGCCAGCUUCCAGGGCCGGCGCAGUUACUCCGAGGUGUCAGACCCCUCUGCUUACCACUGCCCGCCCCGCUUCUCCCUGGACCCUGUCUCCACCCUGCCUAAGCCUCGGCCCUACAUUGACGGCUACGCGAAACAGCAGGCCCAACAUGUGGGCUCUCCUCACGGAGGACUGCAGCACAGAGGCUCCCCGUCACACCAUCAAGGCGGUGCAGGAGGGGACGGGGGCCUCGGAGAGACUUCCAUGCGCCACUCAAGAGAGAUGCCAUUCCCACUGUCUGAGGUGGCCCACUUGCAUUUUGAGCCUCUUCCUCCUUCAACACCGGCCCGCCAGCCUCCACAGUCCUCUGAAGAUGAGGAAGAAUGGAACUGCCCGCAUCCCAUUAGCCCCCCGCGGACACUUGGCGUGCUCUCUUCUACAGUGCCCAGUGGCGUCAUGAGGGGCCCUGCGUCCUGCUCCGUCUUCCCCAUCCCUCAGAGGUCUAACACCCUCAGCUGCCACCCGCAUCCUGGCUACAUGUCAGCAGAGCAUGCUCAGUCCUGGCCCUCCAUCAACCUUUGGAUGGAGACGGAGGAGAGCGACAUGCGGAGCUGCCCCCUCUGCCAGCUGAUAUUCCCCGUUGGUUACCCUGACGAUGCCCUCAUCAAGCACAUUGACUCCCACCUGGAGAACAGCAAGAUCUGAUUGCCAUGACAACCAGCCUGCGCAUACACCUCUUAUAGAUUAUGUUAGAGAAUUUGCAGCCCUGGCCAGAUGGAAAGUCAAAACACAGAAACAUCAGUAAGCUUUAUGAGAUAGUCUCUUUAGAUGGGAACGCAAAAUGGGCGCACAAUUUAUGAGGUACUUCAACACGAGUCUAUCCUGGAUUCCACAUGCAGAGUCCUUAAAGACAGCUCUGCCUGUAUAAUCACUGGUUCUGGUUGCUGCUGUUUUGUUAUGAGUCUUGUUGUGCGGUUUGAGGCAGUUUCAGGUAUCGUGAUGUUGUUCGCUUCACAGUGUAGUACACUUUGAUUUAGCAAAGUAAUCCAAAGACGAUUUAUGAGAGCUGGCAGGUUCAGGGGCUCUGCAUGUAAACAAAAUCUAGUUUCAGUGUUCAUCAGGGAGAUCUGAGGCAUCUUUCUACUGUUCUCACCAUUUAGUUUUAAAUACUGUAUACCCAUUCGGCAUUUUAAAACCCAAACAAACAGUUUAUGUUACAGAGGUUUCUGUGCGGCAGGUGCCAAGGAUAGUGAUCUGGAUGCUGGUUUAUUGUAUCGGUCUGCCCUAAUGAAUGAUUAGUCAUAAGAGUGAAGAUUUUCUGAUGUUGACCCGAGUAAAGAACGACACUGUGAAGGAACUCUGAUUGCUGAUCAAAGUUUGAUGCCAGGUCACUCUCACUUCUCUAAAAUAAGGUUUAUUUUUCCGUUCAAGAAAGUGCAAAACAUUCCAGUCUCAUUUGGCCUACUAACAAAUCAAGCUGGGGAAUAGGAAUGUGAAAGAAUGUUUGGAUAAGCCCAAAGGCGGUUUUAACCUGAACAGAGUUAUGAUGCCCUGCAGGGCGGGGCACUGGUGUUGAUGUGUCUUCUAUACAGGUGUAGGGAUAUUUUUAUUCAGAAUGUACCUUUAUGCUUGUGGCUUGUUAAAAAAUCUAAUUAACUCAGCACUUUAAGUUGGCUAAGCCUAUACAAUGUUUCCGUUUUCAGUCCCUGUGUAUAUUUUCCAUUUAUAAUUUACUAUUUAUAUUGUCUAUCUGUAAGGCAAAAAAAUAUUAAAAUAUAUUUUUGCAAAUGUUAA